Alternaria burnsii is the source of this 2211-nucleotide messenger RNA. RefSeq lists its product as uncharacterized. The transcript has 3 exons. Lineage: Eukaryota; Fungi; Ascomycota; Dothideomycetes; Pleosporales; Pleosporaceae. The coding region runs from base 1 to 2211 and encodes 736 amino acids. The record is from RefSeq and is a predicted model, not a curated record.
AUGUUCUACGUUAUGUACCUGACAGGCCUAUGCCAAAGGCGCCACUGGCCCGACCCACUUUUCCAAACCUACCGAACACGCUAUGGAUAUGGGUCAACCGUCAGAGUGAACAACCGAGAGUACUCGACUGACGUGGAGUACGAGAGCGAAGAGCUAGCCAAGAACGCCGCCGCCACUCGAGCCUACAUGAUCUGCCGCAACUUUUCGGUAAACGAUGGAAUGUACCCAGGACAACGGCCCGGCCAGGGUGCCCAGGGACUGCCGACACCGAUAGGAGCAGGCCGACGGAACACUUCCUCAUCCAACGAUUACGACAGCUCCAGUGCCUGGAACGACGACCUCGAAUGCCACCUGGAAACGGUCUCACUCGACGACAAUCCAAGGUUUUACGCCAUCUCAUAUGUCUGGGGUGAUCCAAAUAUUACAUUGCCGAUCACUAUUGAUGGCGAGCCGCUGGCUAUUACACGAAACUUACGCAACGGGCUCCAGCGACUGCGCAAGACGGAUGAAACUUUGAUCAUCUACGCAGAUGCAGCGUGCAUCAACCAGUCGGAUGUAAACGAGCGAUCUGAACAGGUUCGACUCAUGGGCGAGAUAUAUAGUUCUGCGGAGGAAGUUUUCAUCUGGCUGGGUUACGGACGCGAGCCACAAGCUCCUUUGCAACGACCGAAUGUUGUUCAUUUCACCGGAGACGACAGCGACAUGGAGAUUGUUGAUGCCUACUUCGAGCGAACCCAGUCUGUGAGCCAAUAUAACGACGAAGACACAGAGACAGAAGACGUACUCGGACUCUUCGUGUACUUGGUAAUCCGUGCUAUGGACAAGCACUUGUAUGAGAUACCGUUCUUUACCCUGAGGGAGAAUAGACUACGUGCCAAGCAAGCAUGGGCUGCAGUCAUUCGAGCUGCAAAGACGUUGCAAUUUAACCCUUGGUGGACGAGAAUUUGGGUUAUUCAGGAGACUGUUCUCGCUCGCCACGCGAAUGUGGUUUAUUGCAAUAUUACUAUCCCGUGGACAGUAAUCACGAAUUCAGUCGACUACAGUUUUGCACAUCACAGCCAAUGCUGCAAGGUCACACGGUUGUCGCUACCAUUCCGCCAGAGGGUCAUUAUGAUUUCACUAGAGAUCGCCAUCAACAACGGUGUGGGAUUUUUGAAGAAAAUCAGACAGCAAGGGAAGAAGUUGAGUUUAGUUGUAAUCAUGCGUCGAACAAGUACGUUUGUUGCGACAGAUGUCAGAGAUAAAGUGUUUGCCAUACUUGGGCUAGUAACGGAUUGGCAGGGAAAUCCUCCCACUGUUCCCGACUAUAAUCUAUCACCCAAAGAAGUCUUCAUCCAGGCGACCAUCAGGGAUAUUCAAGGUGCCAGUUCAAUGAAAGCCCUGAUAGGUAUGAGUAUGCCUCCAACCCUCGGAGUACCUUCUUGGGUUCUCGAGACGAGCCCUAUGUCCCAGCUCGACACAUCUACAGCGCAUCAUAGGUUCCUUCAGUCAACCAUGUACAGUGCGGCAGGCGAUACCAAGGCCAAAAUUGUGAGAGAAGACGACAUCCUUUUGAUAGAUGCUUUUGAGCCAUCACAUGCAGUUUCUCAAGUAGGACCAUUAGUGUUUGAUGGCCCGAGGUCUUGGCAAGCUGUUAUCAAUGCCAUAAACGCAUGCCAGCAAAUGGUCGAAGUUGACCAACAAACACGACUCCUGUAUCCUGAAAAGAAGAGAAGAGAAGAGGUAUUCUGGAGAACGACUACCGGCGAUUGCUGUGUAUUGCACCUAUCCAACGAUACUGUAACAGGGGAAGAGAAAGCUUACGGAGGAACCUUACGGAGAUUUGGGGAUGUAGAUGUUGCUGCCUUGGCGGCGGGAUUUUUGGGUUAUAUUGAGUCCGAAGUGGUAGGCAGCAAAAUGGAAAGCACCAAAUGCAACGAUCAUUUCGACCGUAUCGACGCCUUUAAAACUUCUUGGGUCCACGAAAGCUGGCAUAGAAGAUUCUUUAUCACACAAGAUGGCCAUAUGGGACUGGGUCCACCGCAGAUGCUUCCCGGUGAAAAGAUAGCGAUAUUAUUAGGAGGAAGCGUACCGUUCUGCCUCCGAACUGUCCCGGAUGCGCCCAAAGGCCACUACACACUCGUCGGAGACACAUAUGUGCACGACUUAAUGGAUGGAGAAGGCGUUCCGCCGAAUCGGGACGACCACGUCGUCAAGAUUCACCUGCAUUGA